AUGGAUGCUUGCUCGACAAUAGGAGAAAGCACGGAUGCGAUUGUGAUGGAUGAUUCCCCUAUAGAUGAGAAGGAAAUUCAGGAGGCUUGCCAAAGUGAGAUCCCAGCGGUGUCUCUGUGCCCUCCUGACAGUGUGUGUGCUACCGAGGCCCAUUUGACAGUCAUCCAGUCUGAAGGGGAGCUAUGUGACAGCUGCAGCAGCCUUGGCAGGCCCUCUUCCUCCUGCCAGCUUUAUCACCAAGUUCCCCAAGGUCCUCGAGCUGGGGCUUAUGAUUCACUACAGCCCCGAAAAUGCCCCAAUUGCAGCCAUCACGAGCCAAUUAAACCAAACACCUGUCAGGACUGUCUUUCAAACACAUCAGGCCCUCAUGAUGAAGGAGGUGUAGUGGUCAAAAUGGGACACGGUUGUAGUUCUGCCCAUCAAUCACGUCACGGCGCUGUGAGAUGUCACUGGCUGCAUGGGUCAAACGAAGGCAGGCCACAGAAACCGACGCAGCGACAUGUGGUGACAGUCAGGGAUGGAGGAUUCUACUGCAUUCUUAGAAAUUAUUCCCAGGUGAUAGUGGAUUACCCGUUAGCAGUGCUCAUUGGUUGCGCUGUACUGCUCCUGGGAUGCUCACUGGUUGGCCUUUUCAUUGGUCCAUUGCCAGACUUCUCUGACCCGCUGCUGGGCUUUGAGCCACGGGGAACGUACAUCGGAGUCCGUCAGUUCAGCUUGUCCGAGCUGCUGAAGAACACUGGCCCGGGGAAAACUUUGUCUCCUUUACCACAGCAGCUCAGUAAAAGUGGAGAUGACAGUGGCAGCCAGGAUGCUUCCAGACUUCGGAAAAAGCGGAUGCUGGCCACAGAUUCAUCUCCAGAUACCUUCCUUUGCGAUGCUCCAGGCGAGCGUUUGGCCCAGCUGGUGUUUCGAUCAGAAAACUCAGCCAGUCUCUGGAGCCUGAAGGCCAUCCACGCCAUGUGUGAGAUGGAGCAAUCCAGGAUACGCUCCCAGGCCCAGUUCCAGGACUUGUGCCAGCAGCAUGUGAGAGUGGAAGCUGAGGGAACGACCAGAAGCGGCUGCUGUCCCAGCUGGUCCCUGGGCAAUUACUUGGCUGUCCUCACUAAUGCCUCCAGCUGCCUCAGCCUAACCUCCCACCAGGUUGCUGAGUCUCUGAACCUUCUCCGGAAGUGUGCUCUGCACUAUCAUGAAGGACAUUUGGUGGAUGACUGUGCUCAAAGACCUAAACAUGGCAGCUGCUCCUCCGUUCCGUCCCGCUGCAAACAAUCCCGUGUGGUGUUCCAAAUCCUACACUUCCUGGUUGAUAAAGACUUCCUCGGGCCGCAGACUGUUGAAUACCAAAUCCCAACAUUGAAGUACAGCCUUCUGUUCUUACCUGUGGACAAAGGUGAACACAUGAUGGAGAUAUACAUGAACAGUCUUGAGGGCCGGGACCUGACAUACAAUAACACAACUAUCACAGGCAUGGACUUUGGAAUCAAGCAGACACUCUUCAAGUAUUACCUAGUGAGAGAUUCAAUAUAUCCUGUCCUAGCUGUUGUUUCCCUUCUUUUCACCAUGGCUCUGUACCUCCACUCUCUCUUCAUAGUAGCAUUAUCUGUGAUAGCAAUCGCAGGCUCUCUCCUUACCUCCUAUUUUCUCUACAAAGUAGCAUUUCACUUGACAUUCUUCCCCCUGGUCAACAUCUCCGCAGCUCUUAUUCUCUUGGGAAGUUGCUCCAAUCAGGUUUUCAUCUUUGCUGAUUUCUGGAAUUUGCAGCUAUCCCAGAACCCCUCAGCUUCCCUGGAGAAAAGGGUAAACAGAGCUCUGCAGGAAGUUGGGUAUUUGAUUUUAGCGUCAGGAUUAACCUCCAGUGCAGCAUUUUUCUCCGGCUAUCUCAGCAGCAUCACAGCAAUCAGAUGUUUUUCUGUUUACCUCGGAACUGCCUCUUUCAUUAGCUCACUUUUAGCAUUGGUGUGGCUGCCAUGCUCUUUCAUCCUGCGUGAGCGCUACACAGAAGCUUCCACUGCCUCUGUAGCAGUGCAGGGAUGGAAACCAUGCUGCUCCAAAAACACUGGCGGUUUCUGGGAUACAAGCUCACGCAAGCGAUGCCUCUUCACUCUCAGGCAGAAGCUAAGAGAAUUAAAACGAGGUUUCACCGACACCUCCAAUUUGUUAUUUCUGAAAAUCCUGCCUUGCGGAGUGGUAAAGUUUAGAUAUAUCUGGGUGUGCUGGUUUGCUGUGCUUGCCGCCGGUGGCACAUACAUGGCCUGCAUUGAUCCAGGCAUGAAACUGCCCACCCUUGACAGCAAGGUCUCCCAGCUUUUCCGCUCUAGUCACCCAUUUGAGAGAUACGACGCAGAAUAUCGCCAUAGGUUUAUGUUUGAGAGACAGAGGAAUGGAGAGGACAAGCCUGUGAGGCUAAUGCUCGUUUGGGGCAUCAAACCAACUGAUAAUGGGGAUCACUUUAACCCAAGAAGCAAUGGCUCUUUGGUUCUUGACCCAGACUUUAACAUGAGCCGACCAGAUGCGCAGGUUUGGUUGAGGGACCUAUGUGGACGGGUUCAGAACCAAAGCUUCUAUUCCGCGCCAUCACCAGAGGAUAAAGAUGCAGACCAUAUCUGCCUUGUAGAGCAGCUUAUACAUUGGGUAUCUGUCAGACGGUGCUCAGAGAGUGAUGAUGCCCUUCAUUUUUGCUGUAAUGACAUCCCCUUCCCCUACACUCCCAGCGUUUUUGAGAACUGCCUCAGUAUGAUGCUGGCGGAGAGGUACGCUGAGGGCCAUCUGGCCCACAGUGGAGGUCUAUACUUCCAGCCAGAUGGCAGGGUCGCUGCCCUCGUGUUGGCAUUCAAAACCACAUACCUUUACAGCUUCAACUUUAGCAGAACCAGUCUUUUCUAUAGAGAAAUCCUGACAUGGUUUGACAAAGAAAUAUCAGGGGCACCAGGAGGGCUGGAGAAUGGCUGGUUCAUCAGUCAGCUGUCUCUUUUUGACCUACAGCAGUCUUUAAGCUCAGAGACUCUGGUGGUAGCUGGCUUCUCAGUAGCCCUCACGUUUGCUUUGCUUCUCUUAACCACCUGGAAUGUCCCAUUGAGCAUAUAUGGCACUGUUGCUGUAGGAGGCAGCGUUUUUGUCACGGUCGGCCUUCUGGUUCUGCUUGAAUGGCAGCUGAGUGGCAUUGAAGCUCUGUUUAUAUCAUCGGCAGCAGGGCUGUCUGUUGACUUUAUUGCUAACUACUGCAUAUCCUACAGCUCUGCUCCUCAUUCAGACAAAAUUGGGAAAGUAGCACACUCCACUAAAAGGAUGGGAUGUCCUGUAGCAAUAGUCUCUGGUGCAUUUUUCAGCAUGGGGAUCAUCAUGUUGCCAGCCACAGUCUUGCUUUUCAGAAAAUUGGGGAUUUUCCUGUUUUUGGUGAAAUGUGUAGCAUGCGGAUUUGCAACCUUCUUUUUUCAGUCCCUGUGCUGCUUUUUUGGACCCCAGAACAACUGUGGAAAGAUCACGUCGCCAUGCUUUUCAGGCCAGACUGACAGUGUGCUGUCGUCGAACUCAGCAGCAGCCGAACCUGGAUCCUCAUCUGCCUCGGCUGCUAACGGAGCCUUUGGGAGAUCUAGAAUGAGGAGGAGUUGUGACAAAGACACAGGUGGCUAUCUAUACCCCAACCAUCAACGAGGAGGCGGGGGCAGAGGGCAGGAGCAGUACGAGCUACAGCCGCUGGCCUACCGGCUGAGUGACAGCUUUGAAAACAGCACCUGCACCAGUAAGCUGUCCAACCGGCCCUCUGUGCUCUCUGAUGAGAUUGAGUACUCUGGGAGAGAUGUGGGCAGGAAUAGCUUGAAUGGGGACAGCGAGGAGACACACAGUCGUCAACAUAAGAUCUGCCAACCGCCUCCAGCUCUCCAGACCUCAUCUCCUUAUAAAGAGAACACACUGCAACUUGCAGGUCUGGCACAAGAGGACCUAACUAAGGACAGGCUGCUAUGUAAAACUUGCCGCGGUCAGUCUGGUGGGGUAAAGCACUGGAGCAACACAUCUUUCUCCUCAUCUUCUAGCAUAGAGGAGACUAUAAUCAGCCACACACUCGAGACCAUUGAUCAGCCAUCUCUCUGCAAAGAGGAACAAACCACAGAUGAGCUCCACCACCAUCAUCACUGUCACCUCUCCUCCCAGUCUCAGAGCUCCUGUGAGGGUCUGGAGGACUCCAAUGAAACGUGCCUGAGUGACAUUGAACCAGGACCUUCAAACACACAGCAAAAUGAGGAAGAAGGGGAAGCUCAAUUACAACCAGGACAUCUAAACGGAAAAAGAGACACGCUUCGUCUCUCAUUGAAAGAAACACUUUAUGAGACUCGUGGUAAGGGCCGCAGCAGCCAGAGUGAAGAAGUCGUCAUUUUACCCAACAGUAAGCCGGACUUGCCAGAUGUUUGGAUAAAGAGAGAUGGACAACGGGAGGAUACAUGUUGAGCAAAGCUGGAGGAUUUUUUUUCAACACUGUGCAAUUCAUUGUUCUGAAUAUAUGUAAAGGAAUCACUGUACACAUGCAUAUAGGAAUUACAAAGGGAGCACAAUGCUGUUCCUCUUGUAUAAUACUAAAGGGAAAUAUAAGCCAACCACAAAUGUAACAUGUGGCAGCAUGUAUGUCUA
Molecule: messenger RNA, 4620 nt
Organism: Scomber japonicus (chub mackerel)
Lineage: Eukaryota; Metazoa; Chordata; Actinopteri; Scombriformes; Scombridae
Gene: disp2
Product: dispatched homolog 2 (Drosophila)
Exons: 11
Coding region: 1-4440 (1479 amino acids)
Source: RefSeq, a predicted model, not a curated record